Cornus florida is the source of this 1264-nucleotide messenger RNA. RefSeq names its product protein LPA3. Lineage: Eukaryota; Viridiplantae; Streptophyta; Magnoliopsida; Cornales; Cornaceae. The coding region runs from base 72 to 1040 and encodes 322 amino acids. The record is from RefSeq and is a predicted model, not a curated record. The transcript has 10 exons.
UUGGCAAAGUGUAGUGCCUCUCUCUCUCUCUCUCUCUCUCUCUCUGUGCAUUGAAAGACAGUGGUUUCAAAAUGCCGUUAUCCAGUACCCCAACCGCUUCUAGGGUUCCAAUUGCUAUUCCUUCUUUCUCAAAUCCAAAGGGUUUAAACUUUAGAAGCUUUCAGAUGAAAAAGGACGUAAAUUUCCAUGGGCGAAGAAUCGUCACAUACAAGAUGCUUAGAAAUCUGAAUUUUGUGACCAAUUCGGUUUCUGGGGGUAGUGGUGCAUCGGUUGGGUUUGAUAUGCCAUUUCCUAGUGAUUAUGAUGAACUUCUUGGACAAGCGAAAGAAGCAACUGAAUUGGCUCUGAAGGAUGGAAAACAGUUGAUGGAGAUUGAAUUUCCAACUGCUGGACUUGAAUCUGUACCAGGUGAUGGUGAAGGUGGUAUAGAAAUGACUGGAAGUAUGCAACUGAUUCGUGAGUUCUGUGACCUCUUCAUAAGUCCAGAAAAAGCUACAAGAACAAGAAUAUUUUUCCCAGAAGCAAAUGAAGUUGAAUUUGCAAGAAAAUCAAUUUUUGGAGGAGCUUCAUUCAAAUUGGACUAUCUAACAAAGCCAUCAUUAUUUGAAGAUUUUGGUUUUGUCACGAAAGUUAAAAUGGUUGACCGAGUGAAGCCCGAAGAUGAACUAUUCCUUGUCGGCUAUCCAUAUUUUAAUGUCAACGAAAUGUUAGUGGUGGAAGAGCUUUACAAAGAGGCUGUAGUGAACACUAGCCGAAAACUUAUUAUAUUCAAUGGAGAACUCGACCGUAUCAGAUCUGGGUAUUAUCCACCAUUCUUCUAUCCAAAGCUAGCUGCACUUUCAACGACGCUCUUGCCCAAGAUGGAGACCGUAUAUUACAUUCAUAAUUUUAAAGGACGCAACGGAGGAGCCCUUUUCAGGUGCUACCCUGGACCCUGGAAGGUGCUUAGAAGGCUUGGAAAUAAGUACUUUUGCUUGCAUCAACAGGAAGUUAUGCCAUCCCUCAAGGAAGUUGCCUUGGACAUUCUUCCAUCAGCUUGAUUUUCAGUAAAUAAAUCAUAUGGUCAUCAGAAAAGAUAAAAGACAGUUUUGCCCAACUCCUCUCCUCCUCCGGCGCAACCACCAAUGUUCCUUUUCAUGCCAGAUAGAGUCUUGGUCGAGGAAGAUAAUGCUCUUGUUGGGUUUGGGGCGAAGGCUAGGUAGUAUUUGGGUGUAAGGAUAGAUAGGCACAGACCCGAUGUGGGACCAGUGGAGGCAGCUCACUG